Phlebotomus papatasi is the source of this 2101-nucleotide messenger RNA. Its product is annotated as ionotropic receptor 21a-like. The record is from RefSeq and is a predicted model, not a curated record. The coding region runs from base 147 to 1838 and encodes 563 amino acids. Lineage: Eukaryota; Metazoa; Arthropoda; Insecta; Diptera; Psychodidae. Gene Ontology annotation, cellular component: membrane. The transcript has 5 exons. Gene Ontology annotation, molecular function: ligand-gated monoatomic ion channel activity.
GAUAUUUCUUAGAACUGAAUUCCUUUGCAAUUAUUUUUGAUGGGGAACCCUCGAGCGAUGUUUACCAGGAAUAUGCAGAUGAACUUGAAAUAUUUUUUAAAUCUCAAACUUCCCCACCGAUUUCAUGGAUUUCAGUUGAUAGUUCAAUGGACAGUGAAUCACUCGAAGAGAAAAUCCUCUCAAUUACUGAAUUAGGAUGUCAAGGAUUCAUCGUUGCAACGCCAAGAGUUGUGGACUUUAUUGCAUUAAAGUAUCAAGUUACUCAAAAGUCUCUUCAACGCCAUCGGGAUAAAUACUUUAUCUUUCUUAUUGAUGAUCAAAGUGGUAACACAACAGAAGAAAUUCUACAACAUAAAGCUUUGGAAAUUUAUCCAACACAUUUGAUUGUAAGAAAAUCUUCAAAUGGAGAGUACGACUUAAUAACACAAAAAUUUAGCAGCAAUUUUGAAAAUGAUAAGGAAAUCUUGGUGGAUGUUCUUCAAAAAGAUGGGACAUUCCUUUUUGAAAAAAGUCCAGACUUCUUUCCUGAUAAACUCAGAGAUUUGCAAGGUAAAGACCUUAGAAUGGCAACAUUAACGUACUUGCCAUACAUGACGAUCGAUAUUGUUGAACCUGGUGAAGGAAAUGCAGAUGAGCUAGAUCAAGAUCAUCAGAAAAGCGUCUUCAUUGACGGUUCUGAAGCUCUAAUGAUGUUUGAGUUCAGUCGCCUGAGAAAUUUUACUAUGAAAAUUAAAAGAUUCGAACCUGAUUUCUGGGGCACACUGUAUGAAAAUGGAUCAUCCGACGGGCUUCUUGGAAGUGUCUAUAAAAAAGAAGUGGACUUUGUUGUUGGUUGUGUAUCAAUGUGGUAUUAUAACGAAAUGGAUUUUUCAUUCACAAUUGCAAAAUCUGCUGUGAGACUUCUAGUUCCAGCUGCCCAAGUUCUCCCGGCGUCUCUUACACCAACUUUACCCUUCACUUGGGGUGUUUGGAUGGGUAUUCUGCUCGUAAUUCUUGUGAAUGUAAUUGUUUACUAUUUCAUGGAGUAUCACAUCCAGAAGACUUUGUCAAGAUCAAAGAAAUCAAUUGGAUCAGCGGCUUUGACUAUUGGAGCCAUAUACCUUCAACAAUCUGCCCCUGGGACACAUCAGAAGUCCUCAAUGCGAAUCCUUUUGGCUGUUCUCUUCCUUUCAAGUGUCAUUGUGGGAAAUUCCUAUAGCGGAGGACUAGCUAGUGUCCUGACAGUACCAAAAUACGAAGACUCAAUCGAUACUAACCAUGAGUUUGCAGAGAGCGGUAUUAAAUGGGGAGCCCCGUCGGAUGCUUGGCUCUAUUCACUAAUGGGAACAGAUCAACCUGAUUUCAAAACGAUGGUCAAGAAUUUCGAAGUUAAGAGUUACGAUGAAUUUCGUCGGGUGUCUCUAACUAGAACUUUUGCAUUAGGAAUAGAGAGAUUAAAUUCUGGUGAAUACGCAUUUGAGCCCUAUAUACAGGAAGACGCCUUGGAUAAUUUUGAUAUGACGAAAGAAGAUGUCUAUUUUGAAUGGACCAGCCCUAAUGCAGUUCGAGGAUGGCCAUUAAUGGACUACUUCAACAAACAUGUGCUGGAAGUUCUUCAGCAUGGACUUUGGGACUUUUGGGAACGGCGAAUUGUAGAAAAGUAUUUCAACGUAAAGGUUCAAAUUGGUCUGCACCUUCUUAGUACAGGAUACAAGGCAUCUCCAGGAAUUACUAAACUUAAAGUAGCCCAUAUUUCUGGUCCCAUCAUUCUUUGGGCAAUAGGACUCACUUUAGCUACUAUGGCGUUCAUUUUCGAAUUAAUGAUUGCGUUACUAAAACAGAAAGGUUUACGACAAUGAUCCACUGAAAUUGAUCUUAUCAGGAAGAUUACGAAAAACGAUGCCUAUUGGAUGUUUUCAAUCGCUUAAUAAUGAAGAUUAGUACAGCCCAGGGCUCUAGAUAAGAGUAAAUUGUGGAAAUUUUCUCAGAUUUGAAUUCCACCAGGUUUUGACAUGUAUGCACGUUUUAUUUGAUUUUCAAUAGUAGUUUUUGGAUAAAAAAAAUAGAUGACACCUUCCUCUUUCAAGCACUGCUUUAUAAGCAAAUAAAGUUGAAUUCAAAG